UCUAGCUUAUUCAAUAUUGAGUUUUUUUUUUCGAGUAAUAAAUUUAGUUAUAGAUGGUUAUUGUUGAUUGGUUAUCCCUUUCUUUCUUUUCUUUUAUUAUAAAAAUAAUAAUUUUCUUACACUCGAAUUAAUAAAAAAAUUGGUUUGGUAAUAACAUCAUUAAUUAAUUUUCAAUAGAAUAUUUUUCAUGAGGUGUGAAGUAAAAAUGUGUUAAUAUAAAGAAAUGAAGUUCGUAUAGGGAGCGCAUAAUGGCUACAUAUAGUAGUAUAUGUUGGCCCUUUUUGUUAGUAUGGUGGAUGCUAAAAUUCCCAUAUGCUUGAAAGUCCUUAAUCGCUAUCCUUUUGGUAAUUUGGGUAGUUUCCACUUUAGCUUCUUCUUGUCUGUUUAUGUCAAAGGAAUCUUACCUUUCUAUCUUCAACUUUUCAGAAAUGUAAGAAAAUAGUAACAAAAGUCGCCCUUCUAGGCAGCUGAUGUCAUAAUUAUUGUGGGAUAGUGUAUAUUUUCACUUCUAGAAAACCAGUCUGCUGUUGUGUUUUCGUGAAAGCAUCUGAUACUUUGAAUCUUUACUUUGUUUGUGUGUUUCUAAUAUGAGUGAAGAUGAUUCUGAUUUGCAGAUAAAAUUAAAAUGAUUCACAAACGUGCUUUUUCUGAUGAUAAUUUGUAUGAGUUUGCUUGUAAGCACCCCAGACAAAUGGAGCACAUUGAUCAGCUUGCUCCUAUUUUCCCACUUGACAGUGGGCACCAGAAACAUCUUGUUUCAGGUGAUGACAGUUUUAGAAAGUGUCAAGAAGUAGGGAGGUCUGCAAGUGACUUGUUCAGUGAAUGUUCAAAUGGGACUAGCAAGGGAUUUGAAACUGGUGAUAAUGGUUGUUUCCCCCACUUUUUGUGGAUCGGCAAUGGGAUUCUUGAAGCCGAUAAUUUAUCUUUCUUCCCAGAAUAUUUUGAUCAUGGGCACCAGCUCAGGGCUUUACUUGAGCCUGAAGAGGCCUGCUCAUCUCUUGAUUACCCUUUUCAGAAGCAGGUUUCUGUUGGACCAGAGCAUCAAGCUUAUGUCCCAGAGUGGGACUCCCAGGGUUCAAGCACCUCCCUGAACCAGCUAGAUGACUCUAACCUUCAAGUUGCAUGUGCACAUUCUUCUAGCUCAGGUGUCAUAAUUAAUGGUGGUUACGAGGAGAACCUGAUGGGUACUUGUAUCCUUCCCAUGCCUGACCUGGAAGCAUCUUCAAAUUACUGCUAUGAAGCCACCAAUCAUGACUGUGCAUGCCCUGAUGCAGGUUCUAUCAGAUGCAUAAAACAACAUGUCUCAGAAGCUAGGCUGAAACUUAGAGAGAACCUUGGGGAGGAGAUAUUCGAGGGGUUGGGGUUCUGUGAUAUGGGAGAGGUGGUUGCAAAUAAAUGGACUGACGAGGAAGAGCAAGCCUUCCAUGAGGUGGUCUUAUCUAAUCCUGUUUCUUUGGGAAAAAACUUUUGGGACCAUCUGUCAGCAACAUUCCCUUCCCGAACAAAGAAGGAGCUUGUCAGUUAUUAUUUCAAUGUAUUCAUGCUCCAGAAACGUGCUGAGCAGAACAGGUUUGACCCUCUAAAUAUUGACAGCGAUGAUGAUGAGUGGCAAAAAAUUGAGGGUGAAACAGUAGAGGAAGAUGAGGAUUCUGCGGUGGAAUCUCUGACUGGUCAGGAUUCCUCUGCUUACUGUCAAGAGGAUCAUGCCGAGAAGUUCAAUGAAUAUGUUGAGGAUGAGGAUGAAGCUGUUGCUUCUAAAGAUGGUGUUGAUAAUGUGGUAACUGAUGCGGAGUAUGAGGGAGAUGUAGAUGAUUUUUCAGGAGCACAUGUUGGGAUUUACCAUGGUUGUGUUGGUGACCUUGGACCUAAACAUUUCAAUGGAAUUUCUGGGACCAACACAGAUGAUUGUGAUGUUCAAGAUGAUUCAUGCACAUCAUAUGAGCAUCAUCGAGACAGCAUUGAUUGCUAUGGUCCCCGUGAUAUGGGAACUGAUGGGAGACACUCCAGUCAAGAUUAAUAUUUUCACAGUAAAUUUUCUUGAUGGUUUGGUUCCCCUGCUGUUGUUCUGCAAGACUGGAUAUUAUCAAGGGAUUGAUGUUUUAGCCAUUGAAACUUGAAGAAGCUGAUACCUUUAUUCAAUGUUGAUUGUUGGGGAAGAGUGGUUGUCCCAUGCAUCCUUCCAAAUUAAAGUUGGCUCUUCUAGGCAUCAAUAUUCAAGAGUCUGGUAGGUCAUCAGUUUCCAGGACUGGCCUUUCAAGGUUCAUGUGGCUCAAUUAAGAAGGAUUUCAGAUAGACAAUUACUAGUAAUACUACUGCAAAAUCUAAUUUUGCUUGCAAAAUUUUGAAUAUGUUGGUGGAAGGGCAUUUUGCAAGAUGCAAGUACUUUUAUAGGACGUGGUUGAUGUUCUUGAGUGAGCCAAUGGAAUCAUCGUGGUAAUAUGCAGAGCUGUGGGUGCGCGAUUUGUUCAGCUGUUUAGCGUGACUUGAAUCAUGUUUCUUUUUAUCUCUGCGUGAUCAAUCUCAUGGUAAUUAUCUUGCAAUUUAAUCAACCCUUUGUAAGGCCACUUGGACCAACAUCAAAAUUGAAUGGUGUCGUUAAGGCAUUUUAUUUUA
Messenger RNA from Populus nigra (black poplar), 2613 nucleotides. RefSeq lists its product as uncharacterized. The transcript has 2 exons. NCBI's taxonomy places the organism in Eukaryota, Viridiplantae, Streptophyta, Magnoliopsida, Malpighiales, Salicaceae. The coding region runs from base 626 to 2017 and encodes 463 amino acids. The record is from RefSeq and is a predicted model, not a curated record.